AUGUGGCAAAGCUCCGACGAUCCAACGGAUAAAUUCCUGCGCGGCCAGCACCGCAGACUGCCGGCGUACUUCGUCUCGUCCAUGGCUAACGCGAUGUCCUCGCCAUUCUACUCCUUGGAGCUCGACGACGACAAGAUCGCCGCCUACUUCCACGUCGGGUAUACGAGCUACACCUACUGGGAGCUCUCCGUGGCAGCAAACCGGACGAUGGCAUCAGCAAGGCUCGACGGGUCGGGGCUCAAGAUGCUCGACGCGCGGGGAGUCAUGGUGGCGCAGGUCUCACCGCCGGCUAAGAAGCCGCCUCUUAGUUUCUUGGCGCUCGGCGGCGACGGCAACCUGGAGAUGUACUACUACGACGGCCGCCACCGGAGGUUCAGGUUCUCGUACAAGGCGCUCGGCCUCUGCGAGCUCCCGCUCUCCUGCGGCGUCGGCGACGUGUGCUCAGCCGCCGGGGAAUGCAAGGAGUUCGCCGCGUACGCCGACAGGCCGGCGCGCGCCCCCUGCUACGGGACCGGCGGCGGCGAGGUGUGUAUGGUCCACUUGAGGGCCGUCACCACGGUGCUCCGGACCACGCCGCCGCCGCCGCUGGCCAACGUGACGCUGCGGCAGUGCAUGGCGCGGUGCGCGAGCAACGUCUCGUGCAACGCCGCGCUCUACGUGAAGGGCGCCGCCGCCGCGGCCGACGACCACGGCGGCGUGUGUGCGCACUACACGCUGACGGCGGGCGCCAGGGAGGUGACCGACGGGAGCCGGCACCGGUACAGCUACUGGGUUAAGCUCCCUGCAGCCGCAGCAGGAGGAGGAGAUGACGAAGACGUGCAGGACGACGGCGACAGUUCCACCGGCGUGCUCGGCAAGGUCCUGAUGAUCUGCGGGGCGAUCGACGUGGUGUGCGCCGUUGUGUUUGCGGUGCUCAUAGCCUUGUAUUUUCGGCGGCUUCGUAGGCUCGCGGCCGCGGUGGACAGGGCCGUCGAGCUCCAACAAGGCGAGGCCGAGGGCGCCGGGGAGCAAAAUAGUUUUGAUAGUUACGGGGCUGAACACAACUGA
Molecule: messenger RNA, 1047 nt
Organism: Panicum virgatum (switchgrass)
Lineage: Eukaryota; Viridiplantae; Streptophyta; Magnoliopsida; Poales; Poaceae
Exons: 1
Coding region: 1-1047 (348 amino acids)
Source: RefSeq, a predicted model, not a curated record